AUGAGAACUAUUUCUCUUGUAAAAAGACUAAAAUGGUCUUUUUCUGGAAAUAUGAAUCCACAUGCGCUUGUUCUUGGUGAUGUUGACAACGAUAAUGAAAAUGAAUUUGUAAUUGGUAAUCUUAAUGGUGAUUUAGCUAUAUUUAAAGGUCAUUGUGAUGAUGGAUAUCCCUUAUAUGUUUGUCGUGGUUUAGGAACCAUAACCUGCAUUGCAAUUGGCGAUGUACGAAAUACUGGCAAAAAUUCAGUCGUUGUCAUUAAUGCAGAGGGACAUGCCCAUAUUUUUGAUAUUUCACCAAAAUUGUCCAAAAUGAAUACUCAAAAUGACAGUAAACAUAAGCAUCACAUUUCCAUUGAUGACUACUUGAAAGGAGGAAGACGAUCUUCUGAUACAUCAAGCAUCCAAGCUUUCCGUCACAUGAUGUCAGGAAACACCAACGAUCCUCUAUUUCAACAACAACAACAUAAUGCCAAGUCUCAUCAUCAAACCUCUCAACGUAUUCAUGAUUUAGGACAGCCCAACUUAACUUUGAAGGUGCCUGUUAACGUGAAUAAGAUUUUGAUUGCAGAUAUUGAUAAUGAUAAUCUUAAUGAGCUCAUUUUGGCUCGUACAGAUCGCAUUCUACAUGCUUUUCAACUCGUGCCUACUGAUCAUGGCUUUUUACAUUUUUACAAGGGAAUCCAAACCCCUUUUACUAGUAACAGCUCUUCUUCUGCAGUAUCACCUUCAGCAUCCUCUAUUAAUUUAGCAAGUCUAUCAAAACAACAUUCACCUCUUUUAAAUCAUCAACAAAAGAAAGCAACAGAAGAGGCUAAUAUAACAACAAGGUUAAAGUUGCUUGACAAGAAUAUGUGGGUCUUUGAUGGACAGAUUAGUUGCUUAUCCAUGACCUCACACCCAGAUAGACCUGAUCAACCUUUGUUACUUGUUGCUCAGCCUGGAAAUACAUUUACAAUUAUAGAUCAAGAUGGUAAAAGGUAUAAUCGAGAUUUUACUCCACAAAAUACUGCAACGAAUCAUUUUCCAAAUACCAUGGUAUCAAAUCAUAAUGAGCACUCUUCUUUGGAACAACAAAAGUCUUCAGUCUUAGUUGAAGAUCCUUCUAUAGGUAUCAAUGAGGACACAACAACCUUUAUGCAUCGUACUAACUACGUAGUCAAGAACUGGCCCGCAUUUACAAAUGAGAAUAACAAUACUAGUAUAGUAGAAAAUGCUAAAGUUGAUGAAAAUAGAGCUGUAGCUACAGAAAUUGUAAUUGGCAAACGACCCUCAACAAAUUCUGAAGUUGUAGGAAUGUUGAGUAUGGAUGGCAAAUUUUCAAUAUAUGAUUUAAAGACAAAGACAAUAUCUGAACGAGAUUUAUUUGUGACGCAUAAAUUAUUUAGUUUAGCAACCUUAGACAUCUCUACCACACCCUCCUACCAUCACCAUCGUCCUCCUACCAAACAGCAAACAUCAUUAUCAUCAUCAUCAUCAUCACCUCGUCAAUCACAAUCUUCUGCUUCCUCUUCUGCUUCCUCUUCUUUUUCUUCUUCUGAUGAUGAUAACGAAAGUAUACCCUGGAGUGCAGCAGAAGAAGAUGAAGACGAAGAAAAGGAACCAGGUUGUAAUCUUUUUGUUGCCUGUGCAUGGAAUGGCGUUACUUAUCUAAUAGAUUGGAGUAAAACAACAGCGAAUAAUAAAAUCAAAUAUCAACUUGUCAAGUUUGCUUUUGAAGGAAGAGUCUGUGCUUUUACAGCGGGCCUUUAUGCAGUAGAUAACAAAACAAAUGUACCUUGUUUAUUUUAUGUUGACUUUGAGGAUCAAAUAUAUGUGUAUUAUGAUGUACGUAUUCAACCUGGCCCAGUGAUGGGCUUUAUUGAUAUGAUAGACGAUGAUAUUGAGGAAGGAUUAGAUCGUAUUAUGGGUAUUGAAGGUGGUAUUGAGGCUUUGUUAUCACAGCAACAGCAGCAACAACAAAAAGAGAAUGAAUGUAACGAUGAAGAAGAAGAAGAAGAAGAAGAAAAUGCUAAGAUUGACUUGGGGGACGGAUGGCAAGGUAUUGUGGAUCAUUCAAUUCUAACAAGUGGUGAAUCACAGCAAGAUUCAGAUCCAUUAAACCUUGCUGAUUUUAUACAUGAAUGUCUAUAUGAAUUCCAUGAUAUGAAGGAUAGAAUGGAAAAGGAGGUACGACAGUUUGAACAGAAUCGACUUUUAAAUAGAGGAUCAAGACCAGGAGGAGAUACAGGAAGACGACUUUCUGACUUGAAUAUUACAAUUGAGCCACCUUCAAUAGUAGAUGAAGAUGAUACAAAUAAUAGUUUAAUAGUAGAUCAUACUAUCCCUAUUAGUUCUGACGAAGAAGAAGAAGAAACAGUCAGCCAUUAUGAAAGAAGCGAAAAUGAUAGACAACAUAUAGAAUCAUGGAUUGAGGAUUCAUUAAUUGAUUCUUCCAUAUUUAAUAAGGAUUAUGAUGACGAAGAUGAUGAUGAUGAUAAACAUUCUACCAACACAACAACAACAAGCGAGCUACUGUUAGCUUAA
Molecule: messenger RNA, 2523 nt
Organism: Cokeromyces recurvatus
Lineage: Eukaryota; Fungi; Mucoromycota; Mucoromycetes; Mucorales; Mucoraceae
Exons: 4
Coding region: 1-2523 (840 amino acids)
Biological process (GO): regulation of TOR signaling
Cellular component (GO): KICSTOR complex
Source: RefSeq, a predicted model, not a curated record